CGGCCCUGCUCCCCAGCCUUCGCCCGGGCGCCCCACCUGCUUCCUCGGUCCCAGAGACCGAGCACCUGUCCUCCGCCUCGGCUUCAGCUGAGCCCCCCUCCUCCGGAGCGCGCACAGCCCGGCUGCCCGAGAAGUGCCCCAGCCUGUCGCCGGCGACCACCAUGGCGGAGACCAACAACGAAUGCAGCAUCAAGGUGCUCUGCCGAUUUCGGCCCCUGAACCAGGCCGAGAUUCUGCGGGGAGACAAGUUCAUCCCAAUUUUCCAAGGGGACGACAGCGUCGUUAUUGGGGGGAAGCCAUAUGUCUUUGACCGGGUGUUCCCUCCAAACACGACCCAGGAGCAAGUUUAUCAUGCAUGCGCCAUGCAGAUUGUUAAAGAUGUCCUUGCUGGCUACAAUGGCACCAUUUUUGCUUAUGGACAGACAUCCUCAGGGAAAACACAUACCAUGGAGGGAAAGCUGCAUGACCCUCAGCUGAUGGGAAUCAUUCCUCGAAUUGCCCGAGACAUCUUUAACCACAUUUACUCCAUGGAUGAAAACCUUGAGUUCCACAUCAAGGUUUCUUACUUUGAGAUUUACCUGGACAAAAUUCGUGACCUUCUGGAUGUGACCAAGACAAAUCUAUCUGUGCAUGAGGACAAGAAUCGGGUGCCAUUUGUCAAGGGUUGUACUGAACGCUUUGUGUCCAGCCCAGAGGAGAUUUUAGAUGUGAUUGAUGAGGGGAAAUCAAAUCGUCACGUGGCUGUCACCAACAUGAACGAACACAGCUCUCGGAGCCACAGCAUCUUCCUCAUCAACAUCAAGCAGGAGAACAUGGAGACCGAGCAGAAGCUCAGUGGGAAGCUGUAUCUAGUGGACCUGGCAGGGAGCGAGAAGGUCAGCAAGACCGGAGCAGAGGGAGCCGUGUUGGACGAAGCAAAAAAUAUCAACAAGUCACUGUCAGCCCUCGGGAACGUCAUCUCCGCGCUGGCGGAGGGCACAAAAAGCUACGUUCCCUAUCGUGACAGCAAAAUGACACGGAUCCUCCAGGACUCUCUGGGAGGAAACUGCCGGACAACUAUGUUCAUCUGCUGCUCACCGUCCAGCUACAACGAUGCGGAGACCAAGUCCACCCUGAUGUUUGGGCAGCGGGCAAAGACCAUUAAGAACACUGCCUCGGUGAAUCUGGAGUUGACUGCUGAGCAGUGGAAGAAGAAAUAUGAGAAGGAGAAAGAGAAGACAAAAGCUCAGAAAGAGACGAUCGCAAAGCUGGAGGCUGAGCUGAGCCGGUGGCGCAGUGGAGAGAACGUGCCUGAGACAGAGCGCCUGGCUGGGGACGACGCAGCCCUGGGAGCUGAGCUCUGUGAGGAGACCCCCGUGAAUGACAACUCGUCCAUCGUGGUGCGCAUCGCGCCUGAGGAGAGGCAGAAAUACGAGGAGGAGAUCCGCCGCCUCUAUAAACAGCUCGAUGACAAGGAUGAUGAGAUCAACCAGCAGAGCCAGCUCAUAGAGAAGCUUAAGCAGCAGAUGCUGGACCAGGAAGAGCUGUUGGUGUCCACCCGAGGAGACAAUGAAAAGGUCCAGCGGGAGCUGAGCCACCUGCAGUCAGAGAAUGACGCUGCUAAGGAUGAGGUGAAGGAAGUGCUACAGGCCCUGGAGGAGCUGGCCGUGAACUACGACCAGAAGUCCCAGGAAGUGGAGGAGAAGAGCCAGCAGAACCAACUUCUGGUGGAUGAGCUAUCUCAGAAGGUGGCCACCAUGCUGUCCCUGGAGUCUGAGUUGCAGCGGCUACAGGAGGUCAGUGGACACCAGCGAAAACGCAUUGCUGAGGUGCUGAAUGGGCUGAUGAAGGACCUGAGUGAGUUCAGUGUCAUCGUGGGCAACGGGGAGAUUAAGCUGCCGGUGGAGAUCAGCGGAGCCAUCGAGGAGGAAUUCACGGUGGCCCGACUCUAUAUCAGCAAAAUCAAAUCAGAAGUCAAGUCUGUGGUCAAGCGCUGCCGGCAGCUAGAGAACCUGCAGGUCGAAUGUCAUCGCAAAAUGGAAGUGACUGGGCGGGAACUCUCCUCCUGUCAGCUCCUCAUCUCCCAGCACGAGGCGAAGAUCCGCUCGCUUACAGAGUAUAUGCAGAGCGUGGAGCUAAAGAAGCGGCAUCUGGAAGAGUCCUAUGACUCCCUGAGUGACGAGCUGGCCAAGCUCCAGGCCCAGGAAACUGUGCAUGAAGUGGCCCUGAAGGACAAGGAGCCAGACACACAGGACACAGAUGAAGUGAAGAAGGCCCUGGAGGUGCAGAUGGAGAGUCACCGGGAGGCCCAUCACCGGCAGCUGGCCCGGCUCCGGGACGAGAUCAAUGAGAAGCAGAAGACUAUCGAUGAGCUCAAAGACCUGAAUCAGAAGCUCCAGUUAGAGCUAGAGAAGCUUCAGGCGGACUACGAGAAGCUGAAGAAUGAAGAGCAUGAGAAGAGCAGCAAACUCCAGGAGCUGACAUUUCUGUAUGAGCGACAUGAACAGUCCAAGCAGGACCUCAAGGGUCUGGAGGAGACAGUUGCCCGGGAACUCCAGACCCUCCACAACCUUCGCAAACUGUUCGUUCAAGACGUCACGACUCGAGUCAAGAAAAGUGCAGAAAUGGAGCCCGAGGACAGUGGGGGGAUUCACUCCCAAAAGCAGAAGAUUUCCUUUCUUGAGAACAACCUGGAACAGCUUACAAAGGUUCACAAACAGCUGGUACGUGACAAUGCAGAUCUGCGUUGUGAGCUUCCUAAACUGGAAAAACGACUUAGGGCUACGGCUGAGAGAGUUAAGGCCCUGGAGGGUGCACUGAAGGAGGCCAAGGAGGGCGCCAUGAAGGACAAGCGCCGGUACCAGCAAGAAGUGGACCGCAUCAAGGAGGCUGUUCGGUAUAAGAGCUCCGGCAAGCGGGGCCAUUCUGCUCAGAUUGCCAAACCUGUCCGGCCCGGCCACUACCCAGCAUCUUCACCCACCAACCCCUAUGGCACCCGGAGCCCUGAGUGCAUCAGUUACACCAACAGCCUCUUCCAGAACUACCAGAAUUUGUACCUGCAGGCUGCACCUAGCUCCACCUCCGACAUGUACUUUGCAAACUCCUGUACCAGCAGUGGGGCCACGUCUUCCGGAGGUCCCUUGGCUUCCUACCAGAAGGCCAACAUGGACAAUGGAAAUGCCACAGAUAUCAAUGACAACAGGAGUGACCUGCCAUGCGGCUAUGAGGCUGAGGACCAGGCCAAGCUGUUCCCUCUCCACCAAGAGACGGCAGCCAGCUAAUCUCCUUACGGACUGCCGCAUACCUGCACUUUCAGGUAGCUCCAGGCUGCUUUCUCUGACCAGCCUCAGGGUGCCUCCUGUCUUCCCCUCAACCUCUUCGUUUCUCCUGCUUUUUUUAUCGUCUCAAAACUUUUAAUAUGUAGUUGUCCCUCAGCUCCUGCCUUCCCUUCCUAGGGGCUACUUCGGUGCUGGCCCACGGGCUGUGGACACUGACC
Prionailurus viverrinus (fishing cat) is the source of this 3475-nucleotide messenger RNA. RefSeq names its product kinesin family member 5A (gene KIF5A). Bases 162 to 3260 code for a protein of 1032 amino acids. Gene Ontology annotation, molecular function: microtubule binding; microtubule motor activity; ATP binding. The transcript is spliced from 28 exons. NCBI's taxonomy places the organism in Eukaryota, Metazoa, Chordata, Mammalia, Carnivora, Felidae. Gene Ontology annotation, biological process: microtubule-based movement. The record is from RefSeq and is a predicted model, not a curated record.